Sparassis crispa is the source of this 288-nucleotide messenger RNA. Its product is annotated as Ubiquitin-like protein. Gene Ontology annotation, cellular component: nucleus. The record is from RefSeq and is a predicted model, not a curated record. The transcript has 6 exons. Bases 1 to 288 code for a protein of 95 amino acids. Gene Ontology annotation, molecular function: ubiquitin-like protein ligase binding; protein tag activity. Gene Ontology annotation, biological process: protein sumoylation. NCBI's taxonomy places the organism in Eukaryota, Fungi, Basidiomycota, Agaricomycetes, Polyporales, Sparassidaceae.
AUGGCUGCGGAAGAAAACGAAGAUGUAAAACCGAAGAUUAACCUCGUUGUCGAAUUUGAGGGACAAACGUGUACAAUCAAAGUGAAAUCUGGGAUGGCCUUCAAGAAAGUUUUUGAAGCGGCAGAGAAGAGGUUUGGCAAGGAGCCAGGAACCUUCAAAUUUCAUUUCGAAGGUGUGCGACUGAAUCCUGAAUCUACACCGGCGGAAAUGUCAAUGGAGGAUGGAGACACGAUCGACGCACAUUUGCAGCAGCUGGGAGGCGGAGGUCGCCCGCCACAUCGGAGAUAA